GCGCAGCGUUGGCACCGCCCCUGACCGGGGGAGCGGCCGGUGGCGGGUGUCCGCAGGCAGGUGAACCUGACCGGGGCCGCCGUUCCCCGGGCCCGCUCCGGCGCCAUGACCGUCACCCGGCUGGACCAGGGGCAGCGCCACCGGCCGAGGAUGGCCUUCCUGAAAAAGAUUGAAGCUCUUAUGAUGGAGAUGCAGAAUCCAGACACAGGCAUCAAGACGCAGAUGCAGAAGGUGAUGGUCACCGACAUCCCACAUGCUGUGGCAGGUAAUGACAUAUUGCAGUGGAUUCUGCAGCGCCUGCAGGUCACUCAGGAAGAGGCACUCCACCUGGGGGACCUGUUUGUCAAAUAUGGAUACAUCUACCCUCUUCAGGAGCCAAAGAACCUCACUCUUAAGACAGAUGGAAGCCUCUACAGGUUUCAAACCCCUUAUUUCUGGCCUGCACAGAAGUGGCCUGCAGAUGACACAGACUAUGCAAUUUACCUGGCAAAGAAGAACAUUAAGAGGAAAGGUGUUCUAGAAGAAUAUGAAAAGGAACAUUACAACAUGCUCAACCAGAAAAUAAACUACAAGUGGGAUUUUGUCAUCAUGCAGGCCAAGGAGCAGUAUAAGGCAGGGAAGGAGCGGAAGAAGGUGGACAGAUACGCCCUGGACUGUCAGGAGAGAGCCUACUGGCUUGUGAACCGAACUCCUCCCGGCAUGCUGGAUGUCCUGGAGUAUGGAUUAGACCGUGUGACAGAUCCCAAUGAAAACAAGGUAAACCAGAAAAAAACCCUGGCUGUCUAUAGGAGAGAGAUCAUGUACUAUCAGCAGGCCAUCAUGAAGACCAGAGUGAAAUCUUCCGUCUCUCUUGGAGGGCUUGUGAAGUACUCGGAGCAGUUCCUCUCCAAUGAUCCCAUCCUGUCUGGGUGUCUCCCCAGCAACCCCUGGAUAACAGAUGACCCUGAGUUCUGGGACCUCAAUGCAAAGCUGGUGGAAAUCCCCACCAGGAUGCGUGUGGAGCGAUGGGCCUUCAAUUUCAGUGAGCUGAUACGGGACCCCAAAGGUCGGCAGAACUUCCAGCUCUUCCUGAAGAAGGAAUUCAGCGGAGAGAAUCUGGGUUUCUGGGAAGCCUGUGAGGAUCUCAAGUACGGAGACCAAUCCAAGGUCAAAGAGAAAGCAGAAGAGAUUUACAAGCUCUUCCUGGCUCCAGGAGCAAGGCGCUGGAUUAACAUUGAUGGCACAACAAUGGGCAUCACUGUCAAAGGCCUCAAGCACCCUCAUCGUUAUGUUUUAGAUGCUGCUCAGACCCACAUUUACAUGCUGAUGAAAAAGGACUCCUAUGGCCGCUAUUUAAAGUCUCCAGUAUACAAGGAAAUGCUGGCCAAGGCUCUUGUGCCACAACAGACUGUCAAAAAAAGCUCCCCUUUCCUGUUCGGGCGCCGCACCCUCCCCUCCAGCCCCAGCCCCAUCAUCCUGAGGCAGCGGGAGGAAGAGGCCAAAGCCAGAGAAGCCGCCACGACCGUGGACAUCACGCAGGUCAUGAGCAAGCUGGAUCGCAGGAGCCAGCUCAAGGCAGAUCCUCCCAAGUAGGCUCUGGGCAGGGCAGAGGGCAGGGAAAAGACGAGCCGAGGCUGGCGCUGAGCUUCGUCUCAUCUUCCUGAAGGUGUCAGUGCUGCUUUAGGUUUCCCAACCCGGCUCUGCCAGCAGCCUGCUUCCUGCACGUUGCCAUGGCUUCUGGAGCAUCAGAUGUCAUUUCCCAGGCAUGGCAGAGCCAGGCUGAUGGCUGGGCUGGACUCGGGAUGCAGGCACAUCCCCGCACACCUCGAGGGGGAGAUGCCUCUUGGCUGCCCUGAGCCCCCUCCCAGGUUGGGCAGCCCAGCUGCCUCUCCCUGUCUCCUGCUCCUGCAGGAGGUGGGAUGGCACAAGGCAGGGUAAAGCUCUGCCAUCCUAAUCCUUUGGGUUCAGACCAGCCUUCCUGGGAGCAGAGGUGGAUGAAGCCACACGGAGCAGGGUGAGGCAGCCCAUGUCGGAGCUCAUCUGUGCUGGUAUCCAUCCUCC
Messenger RNA from Pezoporus occidentalis (night parrot), 2040 nucleotides. RefSeq names its product regulator of G protein signaling 9 (gene RGS9). The record is from RefSeq and is a predicted model, not a curated record. Gene Ontology annotation, molecular function: GTPase activator activity. Bases 106 to 1572 code for a protein of 488 amino acids. Gene Ontology annotation, cellular component: plasma membrane; neuron projection; cytoplasm. NCBI's taxonomy places the organism in Eukaryota, Metazoa, Chordata, Aves, Psittaciformes, Psittacidae. Gene Ontology annotation, biological process: positive regulation of GTPase activity; G protein-coupled receptor signaling pathway; regulation of G protein-coupled receptor signaling pathway. The transcript is spliced from 17 exons.